AUGGAGCAGACUCCCGAACAAACCCCUGGCUCUGAACAGGCUAUAACCGUAGAUACCCAAUACUUCCAUGAGGUUCUUAAGCACUUCAACGAAGACGGGUAUCUUAUUAACAAGAAUACUAGACUCAACAUCAAGUGUCAUAUUUGCCAGGUCGCACAUCUAAGCCUCGUAAACCAUGACCUUGAUAAAAGGUCACGAACCACUCACGAACCUUUUGCAGUUUUACCUAAAUGUGGUCAUGCCUUCGGCUACAAAUGUAUCUCCCAGUGGCUGAUGAAAGACAUCAAUGUAAAAAAUUCCCAGUGUCCAACAUGUCGUAUGGAUGUCUUCCGCAGCAGGAUGCAACCCGAGGUACUCCCCAUCUUCGGUACCUGUGAGCCAGAAGAGCAACACCUGGAGAUAGUCGCCAUUAGGGAGAGUCUUCGCAGGAACGAUACGCCGCCAACGGAGCCAAGAACAGGCAUGGAAUUGCUGAGAGGUCCAGAAUGGUUGAUUCUGCAGAACCCUGCCUUGCUACUUCUAGAUGAAGAAGAAGAACGAACGGCCUUCAGAAUGCUAUGGGGGUUUGGUCCGUAA
Daldinia decipiens is the source of this 576-nucleotide messenger RNA. RefSeq lists its product as uncharacterized. The transcript has a single exon. The record is from RefSeq and is a predicted model, not a curated record. Gene Ontology annotation, molecular function: zinc ion binding. NCBI's taxonomy places the organism in Eukaryota, Fungi, Ascomycota, Sordariomycetes, Xylariales, Hypoxylaceae. Bases 1 to 576 code for a protein of 191 amino acids.